AGACUAUUCAUCUCCAACUCAUUCAAACACAUUCUUACACACUAACACUUUUGUGGUGCUAAAUUCAGUAGAGAAGUAUCUGUAACCAAUGGCAUCUUUUUCCCCUCUAGUCAUCAUCUUCCUCUGCAUUUUCUUCUUGUCCGUAAACGCCAAUGAGGUAACCGUCGGUGGAAAAUCCGGUGACUGGAAGAUCCCUCCUUCAUCUUCUGACUCUUUCAACGAAUGGUCUCAAAAGGCUCGCUUCAAAGUUGGCGACUUUCUCGUUUUCAGCUACGAAGCUGGUAAAGACUCGGUGCUGCAAGUGACAAGAGAGGCGUACGAGAAAUGCAACACCACGAGCCCGAAAGCCAGCUACACCGACGGGAACACCAAGGUGAAGCUAGAACAACCCGGUCCGGUGUACUUCAUAAGUGGAACAAAGGGUCACUGUCAAAAGGGGCAGAAGCUACGCCUUGUUGUGGUCACUCCUCGUAGCUCUCUCUCACCGGCUCCUUCUCCAUCUGACGGUCCCGCCGUUGCUCCUACUAGUGGCGCUGCUAAGCUCACCGGCGUCUUCAGUGUUGUGGGCCUUGGUCUUGGACUCUGGGCCUUGUUCUGAGAGCAGCUUUUCACUUUUAUUUUUAAAUGUUUUUAGUCUUGAAUUCUAUUCUAUUUAUUAAUUUUCAAAUAUGUAGCAGAGAUCUUUGCUAUGUCUCCCUAGUCUUGUUGUUACUAAUUCAGUAUUCACAAGAUUAAUUAAGUUUUAUUAAUAUAAUCGGAAUCACUUUUGAACU
Molecule: messenger RNA, 773 nt
Organism: Brassica oleracea var. oleracea
Lineage: Eukaryota; Viridiplantae; Streptophyta; Magnoliopsida; Brassicales; Brassicaceae
Product: early nodulin-like protein 1
Exons: 2
Coding region: 89-598 (169 amino acids)
Cellular component (GO): plasma membrane
Molecular function (GO): electron transfer activity
Source: RefSeq, a predicted model, not a curated record